AUGCCAAAGAAGAAGGCAAAUGGCAAAUCGCCGCGAGGAAGAGCGGGAGCAAAGCAGAAAGCACAGCGCGGCGCAUCGGGCGGAGGAUGGAUGCAGAGUCUGGCACACAUGAGCAAAUCCAUGGCAGACGACGACUACGAUGACGACACGCACAAGAAUUUCAGAGGCUUCGCCCAGAAAAACGCCUUCGACUCCUCCCCUCGCAAUCCCUCCUUGAAGCUACGGCAUCAGGUCAUCACCUUUGUCAGCGCCGGUUCCAAUACGCCCGUCGACACCGACGUCGAAGCCAAGCCGGAGCUGAGGGAGAGUGACGUGCUCUUGUCAGUUGCCAGGAGUGACGAGGAAUCUGAAGACGAGGAGGACGUUGCAGAAGAGCUUGACGACGCCAAUCUCCAAACCAACAUCAUCACAGACACGCAAUUCCAGGUGUCUCGCCUGAGCAUACGAGGGGACAGCAGAGGGGACGCUCACGACACGAGCAUGGAUGUUGAAGUCAUGAAAUCAGGUGAGUAUGUGCGGCCUUCUUCCCCACCUGCCCUGCCCUUUGUCGUAGAUACUGUGGGGGAUGGGAAUCUUGGACGUGGCUAUGAGCGCGGUGGGCAACACUCCGCACCGCGAGCCGCCUCUCCUGCACCGUCCAACUCGAGCGAGGAGGUGGUCUUGUUUCAUGGUCGCAACCGGCCCAACGUCAUCGACGACCCCGUGGGUGCGCCAUCGAGCGGGCCGAAGGCAACACAUCCUGUCCAUAACAGUACUCCAGCCCCAUACUCGCCCGACAUCCCGGCGUUUCAGGAGUCAACGAUGCCAAUGGCCAAAGGCUCGGCAGAUCCUCGAGUACAAAAGGUCGAACCCGAGGUCAUCUGGGCUCCCGCUCCCGCUGGGGCAUGGUGGAGGAAAAAGGACAAGCAGAGAGCUGAUGGAAACUCUUCCCAUCCCGACGUUUCCGAUGACGCGACGCCAAACGAACACAAUGUCGCCUAUGCUCUGGCACAACUCGAUGGUGAGAAGGUGGGCACGAGCAACAUUGGCAAGGCGGAGUUGAAGAUGAUUCAGCGGCUGGCCAAGAUCACUCGGGUGCAAGCCAAAGAUGACGCAUCGCCGCCUACGAAGCCGAAGAAGGUGGAGAAGAUGAAGACGAGGCUGCAGAACAUCGCACUGUUGGAGUCUCAGAUGUCAAAGGAGCAUGUUCGCCUGGCACGACUCAUGGGAGAAGGGGAGGCUGUUCGACUUGAGAAGGCUGCGGGGCAGCGGAUGCAAGAGAAGUGGGAUGGUCGCGCCGGUCCAUCAGCAUUUCGAUCAACAACUGAAUCCGACGAUGCCGAAGACGUCAUCACAUCCCUCCAGGCCGACUGGAAGGCGUUUAUCCGUGAGAAGCAUCCUACGAAGCCGAACCCCCGCAGGAAACGAGGGAAACGCAAGGAAUCCAAAUCGAACCGAGACAUCAUCGACUCUGGGGAAGAUGCCGAUGACAUUGAAGAGUCUGCGUAUGACGACUACAUGGCCAACCUUGCUGCUCAGCUCGACGAGACCGACGGUGAUGGCAACGUGGCAAUACCGGCAAUCAAUGUGAUGGGCCCAUCACUCGUUGUCGACGGUAAAGAGGUCGCUGAUGACGAGAUCUUGCGCAAUGGACAUUCAAGUGAAGAGCCGGACUACAUCCUCGGCAUGAUCGGCAGUGAUGAUGGAUCUUCGGACACAAGCGGGCCCAUCGGCCAAGAUCUCAGCGACAUGUCCGAGUAUGACUCUUCCGAGCUGGAGGAGCGACUGGAGUACACCGAGCAGGAGCAAUGGGAAGACGAAGAGGACCUUCGCCAGCGUCGCCGGGACCGCAUGACGGAUGAGCAGCUCGCUCGGCUGUUUGCCAAGCAGGAGGAAUUGGGGAUUCAUGGCGAUGAUAUCGUUAUCGAGAACGGAGAGUAUGGGGAGCUAUCAGAUGCUAUGGAUGGCGUUGGCGACAUCACAGCUGCGCGUGCGGGCCUUGCAGAAAUGGCAGGACUCGGGUUCGCAGGAGCCUCGAAAUCCAACGGCAGUCGUCGUCGUAGCGGUCGAGGCAACGACACGUUCCCCGACGCCUCUGCUCUCGCCGACACUGUCGAACAAUACGGCGAACACGGCUUCGACAUCAUGGACUUUGAUAGGCCGUCUCUCCGACCCACUAAGAAAGGGAGGAAAGGACGUCCGCCGCCUGAACUCGAAGCUCUCUCUGACGACGAGCUCCGAGAGACCAUGAUGUCCACAUGGGACAACGAUCGCGCGAAGAAGCGUCUUAAGAAGGCGGAGCGCGAAGAUCUACGCAUGCAAGGACUCCUCGGUUCCGCAGGCAAGAGCGGCAAGGCCGACUUGAGCCAGAAGUAUCCCCUCGGCAUCUCCACCCGACAGAUCCACGAGGAGCUGCGCAUCUUCCUCCAGGACGACGGCCAGACCUCUCGCGCCUUGCCUCCGAUGCAUAAGACGGAUCGGAAGGACCUGCACGAGAUCGCCGUCGUUCUCAGCCUCAAGUCCAAAUCGGUGGGAUCCGGUAAGAACAGAUCCCCGGUGUUGUACAAGACCAGUCGCACGCCUGCAUUCGACCCUCUGGCUUUCAACAGGGCUGUCAGAGCCUCUGCGAACGGCUGGCUCGACAACGAUCGCAGGUAUGGCGGCAAGGGCUCGAAGAAGCCGGCGAAGGUUCCGAAGGGCUUUGGUGGUGGUGGUGGUGGUGGUGGGGCAGCUGGCGCGGCGAGUGUACGCACGGGCGAAGUGGUGGGUGCAGGCGCGGCGGAGAUUGGAAAGGAGAAUUUUGGCCAUCGGCUCAUGGAGAAAAUGGGCUGGAGCAAGGGGAUGGCAUUGGGAAAGGAGGGAGAGGGGCGCUUGAUGCCUGUGGAGCAGAUCAUGCGAGCCGGACGUGCUGGGCUGGGCUGA
Molecule: messenger RNA, 2901 nt
Organism: Neohortaea acidophila
Lineage: Eukaryota; Fungi; Ascomycota; Dothideomycetes; Mycosphaerellales; Teratosphaeriaceae
Exons: 2
Coding region: 1-2901 (966 amino acids)
Molecular function (GO): nucleic acid binding
Source: RefSeq, a predicted model, not a curated record